This is a messenger RNA of Aedes albopictus (Asian tiger mosquito), 1395 nucleotides long. RefSeq lists its product as uncharacterized. Bases 1 to 1344 code for a protein of 447 amino acids. NCBI's taxonomy places the organism in Eukaryota, Metazoa, Arthropoda, Insecta, Diptera, Culicidae. The transcript has 4 exons. The record is from RefSeq and is a predicted model, not a curated record.
AUGGCAAUUGCGUCGGAUUCCAACUGGGCACUACCGCUAGCGCUGGCAACCAACCUACACAUCCCCUACCGGAUCGUUCUGGGAGGCGACGAGCUCAAGCUACCCGAGCGUGACAUCAACGGACGGGUGAUAAUCGUCUGCUCGUCUAUCAACUCGCCGCAAACAAUUAACGCAAUCAAUCAACUGAAGACGCUCCGCCGGACGAAAAUCCUGCUCCUGGACACGAUCGGGACAAUCUUCAAUAGCAACAACGCCCUCUACCGGGGAAUCGUCCGCGAUGGCACGUGGAGCGACGAGGGCCCAACGAACAACCGCAAUCUGCUGGUGCUGACUAUUUUGACCGAACACUUCAAGCUGGCACUCAGGCGGGUGCACGGCGUUGACCUGGGCGACUAUCAGCACAUUAGCGAACGGUUGCUGAAAAUUCGACUGGACGUCGAUGAUGAUUAUGGUGAUGAGGGCGAAGCUGGACCCGAUAACGAUAGCGAUGGCAAUCAACGAGAUGACAUUGUUGCUUCAGGGCAGACAUCUAAUCGCUCACUUAGAGAAGGCACCACCGGCGAGCACCAAGAAUCGCUCCAGAGCCUUAUUAAUUCGACAAAUUUGACCUCAUCAGACUGCGAUUUAAAUUAUUUUCUCACCGACAUCGACGCAAGCAAUUUGGACCAGCUCCAUGACCUAGCCGGGAGCCAAUCACGCUGCCUGGAAACUCUGGACAGCUAUUGUGACAUGGCCGCCGUUGACGCCACUUAUCUCAAUUUGGCGACCAACGACAACGUGAGCGGCGACGAGCUUCUGGGAAAUGGUAGUGCAGUGUGGAAUGAGGGGGCGAGUGCAGGGAUCGAUCGGCGGAAAAAGAAUACCGAGCAAUUAUGUGCGCUGCUGAGUGAAAGAUACCGAAAUUUGGUGCUAAUGGGAGAAGAGACUUCGAGUAGCUUUAACCGGUCACAGUCGGUGACCAGCAGUGGGCGUAGGUUAAUUUUUAGUGCUAACUUCUAUCUGUAUGAUUACAUCCUUGCCAUUGAGCAUGACCUGCGGUAUCAGCAUCCGCAUCACCAACAUCAGUAUCAGUUCGAUUUCAUAGUGUUUGACCUGAAGAACAUAUCGAACCAUCGGACUACGAUAGUGUGGAGACCGUUUCUGAUUCUGAGGCAGGAUCAGUUGAAUCGGCAAAAGUUCAGUAUGCAUCCGGUUCUGCCGGGAUACAGCGACUGGAUGAUAGAGGGUACGAUGGAGUCGUUUUGGAUCUGCGGAGUGCUGUGCUGGAGUGUGAUAGCGAUCGUGGUGCUAAUAAUAGUGUCGAUCAUCUUUGCGAGCGUGGUGUUUAGCAUCGCUGUGAGGUAAGUGAAACUACGUUUUUUUUAACAGUUUUUACCUAUUGUCAAGACAAGAAGC